Molecule: messenger RNA, 2032 nt
Organism: Physeter macrocephalus (sperm whale)
Lineage: Eukaryota; Metazoa; Chordata; Mammalia; Artiodactyla; Physeteridae
Gene: ADTRP
Product: androgen dependent TFPI regulating protein
Exons: 7
Coding region: 173-1003 (276 amino acids)
Cellular component (GO): membrane; endomembrane system
Source: RefSeq, a predicted model, not a curated record
AUGAGGACCGUGUUUAGGAACAGAGCCAUCCUGUGGAAACCACGCAAGGUGAGGCCAAAUCUUAAGAAAAACAGCUUUGCAGGUGCCUAUCUUCCCAGACUGACAGCUGGCUUGGAUGGACAGGUGGCUGUGUGGCCAGGAAAGGAGCCUAUGAGAGAAGCAAAAUUCAUCCAUGUUGGAAGUCUCAAUCCCAGAGGGGUGUGUUACACAGCUCUCCUUCUCCGGCCUGGCCUGCCAUAGGACUUCCGCCGGAAGUACGCCAGAGGGAAGCUACUUUGAGACCGUUACGGUUCCCUGGUCAGAGCUAGCCAUGACGAGGACUUCUACGUGCAUAUACCACUUUUUUGUUUUGAGCUGGUAUAUUUUCCUCAAUUUUUAUAUCUCACAACAAGUAAAGGAUCGGCGGAAAUCCGAAGUCUUUCUAAAUGGUGGACAAUGGAAGUACUUAACAUUCCUUAAUCUGUUCUUGCAGGCCAUUUUCUACGGGGUGGCCUGUCUGGAAGAUGUGCUGAAAAGAGCUAAAGGGAAAAAAGACAUUAAGCUCAUAACUGCCUUCAGAGACCUGCUUUUCACCACACUGGCUUUUCCGAUAUCUGCAUUUGUAUUUUUGUCAUUCUGGAUCCUCUUUCUCUACGAUCGAGAACUCGUUUACCCUGAGGCCCUAGAUGAUAUCUUUCCAGUGUGGCUGAAUCAUGCAAUGCACACGUCCACAUUGCCCUUCUCUCUGGCUGAAGGCAUCCUCAGGCCACACUGCUAUCCACUGAGGAGGAAAGGACUCGCCUUGCUGGCUGCCGCUAGCCUCGCUUAUGUCAGCAGGGUUCUAUGGAUCUACUCUGAGACGGGUACAUGGGUGUAUCCCGUGUUUGCCAAACUCAGCCCAGUGGGUCUAGCAGCCUUCUUCUCUCUCAGCUACGUCUUUAGCGUCGGCAUCUACCUAUUUGGAGAGAAGCUCAACCACUGGAAAUGGGGUGACACGAUGCAGCCAAGGAAGAAGAGCAAGUGAUUAGACACUAUUUUCCAAGAACUAAGGAAGAAGAAAACAGGAGAAUUUUUUUCAUCUUUUUUUCUUCCUGGUGCAGGGAGGUGGUGGAGCAACAUAGGAAGGUAAAAAGGACAGGGAAUGAUAUUUAAAUUUAAUAAGAGAGUUAUGAAGGUAGCUGAAUUUGAGGACUCUUGCUUUUUAAAAACUUUUACUGGACACACCCAAAACAAUUCCUGCUGUCACAGAAUUUGUUACAUCCGUCUGACCUCUGUGGAGGAUGGUCUGUGGUCAACAUCUGGCCAAAAGCCAAAGAAACUCACGUAAAUGUGGUGUUAGAGAAUGUUUAGAGAGAGAAAGGAACUUAGGAUCAUCCAAACUAUUCACUUUACAGAGGAGGAUGCUGAGGACCUAGAUAAGAAGUUACCUGCAUGAGGCCAAAGAAUUAGCGUCAGAACCAAAAUAAAAGCUUUUGUCUCCCAUAUCUUCUAACUGCCAGUCCUGGGCCAUUUUUGAAUAAUCCCAAUUUUCCUAAAAAGAGGCACUUUCAUAAGCUAGUUAUUUUCAUGGAUUUCUCAUCUAUUUUUUUCUCAGUCUAAAUGGAAAUGUAGGGAGAUGGCUGCUUCUGAAGUUGUCUGUCUACCUAGUAUAAUAGCAAAUUAACUGGGGCAAUGAGAAAAUAAGUUAUUAAAAAUAUUGGUAGCGCUUCCCUGGUGGCGCAGUGGUUGCGAGUCCGCCUGCCGAUGCGGGGGACACGGGUUCGUGCCCCGGUCCGGGAGGAUCCCACAUGCCACGGAGCGGCUGGGCCCGUGAGCCAUGGCCGCUGAGCCUGCGUGUCCGGAGCCUGUGCUCAGCAACGGGAGAGGCCACAACAGUGAGAGGCCCGCGUACCGCAAAAAAAAAAAAAAUUGGUAAACCUGUCCCUCUUGUGAGCAAGCAUUUGGGGCAGGUAAACAUUGAACACGGUGAUAUUGUCAAAAUCUCUUCCAUUGGUACACUGAUUAAUUUGUCAAAUAAAUGUACAUUUUACUUGGGGAAUAAUCUGGAUGGGAA